CGAACAGCACAACUCAACUGCAUAAUUGAGUAUGAAUACGCACUUCUCACUCUUUCUACAGUUCCAACAUCUCAUACUUUCUCCUUGCCGCAACCAAUAAGCACCACUCAAUCUGCGAAGGCACAACUUCUCUUGCAUCAAAACCAGGACACUAAACCCAGCACAAUGUCUCGCGGACUCAGUCGUGAUGAGCGCGAAGAGCUCGACCACAUGCUUGAGUACGCAGUAGAGUACUACCUAGAUCAAGGGGUCUCGCGGGGCGAGGCGUACGAUCGGGCUGCAGAGGCGGUGCACGAAAAGACAGGCUACCGCGCUAAUGGCCCAGCCUAUCGAGCUCUACGCGAAGCUGCAUAUCGCGAAGAUGCACAACGAUAUGCUGAGGAGACUGCGUUCGGACCUUCCCAGCGCCAUACAGAGGAGUCUGUGCGCAACUCCCAUUUUGGUCGCAACACGCAGUCUGGUUCCGGAACAGAGUACGAUCGCAUGUUUCAAAACGGUACAGACCUUGAUGCUGCUGCUCGGACGAACGGUAAGAGUUUAAGUGUUGAGGAGAUCAUGUGGCGAGCAAACCAGAUCACGAUGGACUUGCUUCGUAAGGACAAAAACGAAGGCUACGCCCGCCGACAGGGCGAACAGUUCAUGAUCCGAGAGAUGGGUAAGCUCAACGAAGCCGAGUUAGGUGACACCGAUGGCCAUGGUCAGUCUGCUCGCUCUGAGUAUGGUGAGUAUGGAAGCCAUGGUGCGCACCGAGCAACUAGUGCUCGUGCUCAGUCUGCUCGAUCGGAGUAUUACGACCACGAUUCUGGUUUUGAGGAGCCUCACGAUUACUCGGACGGUAUUCGUAAUUGGUCUGCUCGAUCGGAGUACGGUAGCCGCGGUGCUGGUCCUGAGCAGCGGUAUGACACCUCCUAUCGUUACACCGAAGAGCAGCUCCGGGUCAUCGUGAAGGACAUCUAUGAAUCGUGGAUCGCAAAGGGCGUUCAUCCUGAUGAGGCGCGUCAAGAGGCUCAGAAGUGGUUUCUUCAAAACGCUCGCGAGUCCGGAUCGUCGUCUCGAUCUUCCGGAUUUAACAGCUUCAGCGAUAUGCGAGAUGCUCUUGACGACGACGAGGGCCAUGGUAGUCGACGUUCCGGCUCCGCGCGUGGACCUCGUGCUGGCAUGCCCCGCCCGCCUGGGUGGGAGGGCCCUGAGUAUGAUCAGUACUUCACUGACGAGCCUGAAGAUGACUUCUAUACCCGCCGCGAGCCUUCUCGAUACUCCUCUCGUAACGGUCCCAGCGGCUUCUCUUCUGAUAAUCACAACGGCUACGACGACCGCUCGGGCUGGUAUGGUCGUUCCGGUAACGACCAGCCACGCAUGGAACCAUCCGGCGUCAAGCCCGUUGAGGACCUGUACGUGCUACUGGGCGUCUCAAAGCACGCGAGCGUUGAGGAGAUCAAGCAGGCGCACCGCAAGCUGUGCAUCAAGCACCACCCUGAUCGCGUGAAGGGUGGCACGGCAGCGAAGAAGGUGGCGACGGAGAAGAUGGCGCAGAUCAAUCAGGCUUGUGAUGUGUUGAAGCACAAGGAGAUGCGGGCGUUCUAUGAUCGCACGGGGCUGAUUGCUAGCAUGGGUAAAAGCCCGGAUGCCUGACUUGUUACGGAUGUGCUGAAAUAUUGAGGAUUGAGUAUACUGUUUCACCUGCUAGCCAUUCAUAUGAAGAAUUGAUGAGAAUAUGUGAGUUGUUAAAUCCAUGUUUUGUACAGGUGAGCGCGAUGAUGACGAUGUCACUGUCAAUGGAAGUUUAAGGUCCACAAUCCUACAGUACUUCAGUAACACCUUCACAGAAAAUGAAGGCUCAUCAAGGCCUCAACGUGGUUCUUAACGUGAUGAAUUCAAUGUCGUGGUUGCGUGUGAGGAGUGAUGUUUGGACCAGAAGACAAGGGCCGAGGCACGGAUGCGCCUUCC
This is a messenger RNA of Macroventuria anomochaeta, 1947 nucleotides long. RefSeq names its product DnaJ-domain-containing protein. Bases 166 to 1632 code for a protein of 488 amino acids. The record is from RefSeq and is a predicted model, not a curated record. The transcript has a single exon. NCBI's taxonomy places the organism in Eukaryota, Fungi, Ascomycota, Dothideomycetes, Pleosporales, Didymellaceae.